AUGUUUGAAGUUGAUUGGAUUGAUUCAGACAGAUGGGAAUUUGCGAAUGAGGGAUUUCAGCAGGGGAAGAAGCAUUUGCUGAAGCACAUCAAGAGGAGGAAGCAAACUUCUCAAAUAUUGCAGCAACAGAGGGCAGCACACUCUUGCCUGAGUUCCACCAAGAAUGGAGUGGAGGCAGAGCUUGAAAAGCUGAGAAAUGAUCAGAGUACAUUGCAUACGGAAGUCCUCAAGCUAAGACAACAGCAGGAGACCACACAGCAUCGUCUGGCAGCCAUUAGAGAGCGUCUUCGAAUAACUGAACUGAAGCAAAAGCACAUGCUCUUGCUCUUGAUUAAAUCGUUCAAGAACCCUUUGUUUUUGCAGCACUGCCUUGAAAAAAUUAGAAAGAAAAGGGCACUUACCUGUGGAGGAAUCUUGAAAAAGAGAAGGUUGGCAGCUUCUGACUUAGGUGAUGGCAGCUUGAUGGAAGCAAUGAAAACCGUCAAUAUCAAUGAGAUUGCUGAUGUGAGUAUUAAUGAUAAGAGGCUCCAAUUUCAGGAAGAGCUGACAACAAUACAAUCAGAAAUUCAGACAUUGUUCUCUGAUGAGUCAGGCAGCCCUGCUCAGGAGCAGAAGUACGAAAAAUCCUCCGAGACAAAUAGCCUCGACUCUUGCUCAGAGAGUUUCGUCUUAUGGGAGAAACUGAUGGAAGAUGACAUUAUCUAUGAGGACGAAGCAGCAGCAUCGAAGCAACAAUCUGACAUCGUUUCUGAAUUGGAGAAUUUGAUCGCCAAGCCAUCAGAAUGCAGCACGCAAAUCAGAGGUCUGGUUGAACCGGUUGGGUGUCCAGCAUACACAGCAUAGUUCCCAUGGUAUGAUUCUGCUGAUGUUCAUACCGUUUUUGUACUAAACGCGGAACAACAGCAUAUGGUGCAGGGAGGAAGACAUUAGAAAGUCUUGGACUGACUGAUACGGUUUUUGUUCUCCAUGUAGACGAAAAACAAGGGUUUAACAGGAAAGUAGGGUUGACAAACCGAAAGGGGCGCUGCCGUUGCUUACAAUUCGGCAUUGUGGUUCCUGUUGUUUGUCAUUGACAUUGUGAAUUCUCAAUCUUGCUUUGUUUCUUUUCCCAGGUUUAGGUUAUGUUCAUUCUUCAAAGUUUCUCAUCUUAUGUAGAUUCUUGUCUGCUGUAAAUUUUACACAGUUUCUUAAGAAGUUGACAAGUUUAUAAAACCGCUUGAUGUUUUUUA
This is a messenger RNA of Sesamum indicum (sesame), 1229 nucleotides long. The record is from RefSeq and is a predicted model, not a curated record. Lineage: Eukaryota; Viridiplantae; Streptophyta; Magnoliopsida; Lamiales; Pedaliaceae.